Molecule: messenger RNA, 888 nt
Organism: Sordaria macrospora k-hell
Lineage: Eukaryota; Fungi; Ascomycota; Sordariomycetes; Sordariales; Sordariaceae
Molecular function (GO): hydrolase activity
Source: RefSeq, a predicted model, not a curated record
AUGGAUUCCACAAACACUAUCACGAUAUCCUUCCUUAUUCUUUCCGACACUCAUGGCAAAGAUCACAUUAUGCCGAAGGUAUCAGUCGACGUCGCCAUCCACUGCGGGGGCAUUACCGACGAGUCAAAACUGGAAGAAUAUUGCUCCUCCCUUGAGGUUCUCAAGUCUAUCGACGCCCCCUUGAAGCUCAUCAUCGCAGGCAACCACGACUGGUCCCUCGACGAGUCCGCCUACCAGCGGCUAACCGCGGAAGCCAUCACCAGACUGGAUAUUGGCCCCGAACUCGUGAGGAAAGAAUAUGGCGAUGUUGGCCAGGCUCGCCAGCUGUUUUCAGAGGAGCAAGGUAUCACCUUCCUGGAUGAGGGCAUCCACAACUUCCGCCUACAAAACGGAGCGGCCUUGACAGUGUACGCAAGCCCCUUCACGCCUUCUCCCGAAGCAAGCAUGGGCUUCCAAUUUAAACUCAACGACGACCAUAACUUCUCUGUUUUGCCGCCGGACAACAAAAGGGUCGACGUCGCCAUCACACACGAGCCACCAAAGAGCGUACUUGACCGAACGGCCUCCAUGAAGCGGGGCGGCUGCGACCAGCUGUUUGCCGCCAUCGCAAAGGCUCGCCCUCGCCUCCAUUGUUUCGGCCACAUCCAUGAAGGAUGGGGAGCCAAGCUCGUUACCUGGCGUGGAAAAGAAGGGACAACAACCACCAUCACCGCACCCUCGCACCUGACAGAGAUCGAUAAUGGCGCUUCAAAACUCAUUGACAGCGUCGCCAACUACAAGCCCCGGAAAUUCGAAGGGGAGGAUGAUGUUAAGGACAGACAGAACCGGAAGGAACAGCUUUUCAGGAACGGGUUCAAAAGAACAAGCCAUUGCAAGGAUGACAAGUAG